AUCAUCAGUAAACAACAAUCAUUGACAGUCAUUAAUAUUUGUUUACCGCAAAUAAAUUUAAUUUUAUUAAAAAGUAUAUCAAAAGUAUCAAGAAUCAGUGAAUCAAUAUGAAAGUCAUUGACCUAAGACCAGAUGCUAAGCUGCUGAAAUCGAAUUUCGAUGGAUAUAAACUGUCAUUAGAUGCAGUUCCGAUUUUAAGGCUAGAGAACAUAAAUAAACCGCAUAAAGUUAAAUUAACCAGCUCAGAAUACUCAUUGUCACAUUCUAUGCUGUUUAAUUUGCAUAAUCAUCUUGUUCCAGACCCGUGGUUAUCUAAUACAGCAUAUUAUAUCGAUAGUACAUUAACAGUACAAAGGAUCCAGUAUGAUACACAAAGUGGACGUUUAAAACCAGCACAAGUUGUCUAUAAAUUCAGUAACAAUCAGGAACAGACGGAAGGAUCAUAUAAUACUGAAAUUAAGUUCAUAUCCGAAAAGUAUGCAGUGCUAAGCAACGGAACUGGAAUAUUGCAAAUUAUUGAUACUGGUGAUCGUCAAAAAAUCGAUGAAUGGAAGCGACUUGACUCAUUGGAACCGAUAGACAAGUCAUUUAUCAUUCAAGAUGCAAGAUUUAAGAUCGAUAAAGGAGAGAAAAUUAUUCAUUGCUUAUUGCUGCACAUUGAUCAGUUAGAUGGCAAAUUCUACAACAUUAUUGACUGGAUCACAUUAAAGGAAGAAUCCAGCACAAAGAAAUGGAAGAGCUCUGCAAGACGUACAUUACAAGGCAAAGGAAGCUUAUAUUACCUCUCAUUGGAUGUACAUUGCACUUCUGUAGUCUAUUCAUCAAAUCACGAAUAUAAGUACACCUUUGAUUCCGUUAAUGAAAUUGUUCAAGAUGUGGAAAUGGAAGCUGAUAAGCCAAAGGAAUUUGCAGACUCUGAAAGUUCCUUCCAAUGGUCACAAAAAGGAGAAGACAUAACAAUUAAUUUCAGUCAAAUUCCUGACGCUUUAAAGGACGAUUAUCAUGUCAAGUGUCAUCAAAGUCAUGUGGAAGUAAAGUGUGGCGAUGAAUUCCUGCUUAAUUCUGAUUUAUUCGCUGAAAUUGAUGUAGAUCUUACAACUUGGACACUUGAGAAUGAUUUCUUGCAAUUGAAUUUGAUUAAAAAAUCCCCAGAAUUAAUUUGGCCCUACUUAACUCCUGGUGGGCCAGCGGAAGUGCUUGCAGCUACUGAAAAAAGUAAUCAACUGCUUAGUUCUCAGCCAGCUCCUGAUUUAAAUUCCCAAAUGGAAGAAUGUGACUUUGGCGAUGAUGGACAUGAAAAUGAUGAAUAUUUCAUUGAGCAACUAGAUGCUACAACCCACAAAACUCAUCACAAAAUCUUCCUGGCCUCAAAUCAUCCUCUAUUUUCCAUCACACUUCGUCCUGGAUUCCCAAAAGCUAUUGCCGUUCGUAAUGAUGUGGAUUGCUGCUUAUGGCUUCAACAGCAAAUUACGUCUGAGGAUGAGUGGUCCUUAAAACAUGAAGGAACUCUGAAUGCAUUUGGCUACGUGCAAGCCUCCAAACGUGACAGAAAAUACAUGAUGUGCUCACCUGACAUGAGCUUAGCAGUUAUUUCAGAAUCAACAAGGCAUUUAUUCAUUUAUAGAGAUUCAUACAGCACUGCAACUGGAUUAAGAAAAAGAACAGGUCCACAAUUGUUAAUUGGACAACAGAAACUUGUUGCUUUAGACGGAACAAAUGGUGAAAUACAAGGAAUUAGUGUCGAAAAUGAUGCUGUCUUAUUGUUAACUGAAAAUGCAGUUUUAUGUCUACAGCUUGCUGAGGAAGAGUGAAUUAAGUCUUUAUUACUUUUUUAUACACUACAAUUUGAUGAAAUGAAAUAAAAUAAAUGGAGACUAGGAACUAAAACAUGUGAGUGGCAUUAGCAUCUUAAAACAAAAACAAUUUAGAUUCACUUCGACAGGCAUCGUAAAUCUUUGGAUAUUGAUACUUAAAUCCAGUUUCGAUUGUGCGUUUAGGUUCGAUUUUAGCGCCAGUUGUAAGCAAGACAGCUCUUUCCUGUGAAAACAUGAAAUUUACUACAAAUUCAGGUAGUGGAAUCAGUGCGGGUCUCCAAAAUUUGUGCACAUCACUUACUUUAGCGAAAUCCUUAUUAGUGAUGAUAUCAGGUGCUACAGCAUUUAAAACGCCGUCUACAUUCUUAUUUUCUAUAGAAAACAUAAUUAAUUCACACAAAUCAUCAAUAUGAAUCCAUGGAAGUGGCUGAUUGCCUUCACAAACAGGUCCACCGGCACCAAAAAAGAAAGGAAGGUAAAGUGACUUAAUCAUACCACCUUCUCUACCAAGCACAACGCCUGUACGGAGCUUAACAUUUCUAACUCCAAGAGAUUUAUCGAUUGUUGCAGCCUUUUCCCAUUCAAUGCACAAUUCAGACAUGUAGUCAUACUUUUUGCACUCAUCAUAUUCGGUAUAGACUUUCUUAUUGUCUGGUUUGUAGUUUGAAACGCCACUUAUGUUGAUGAAAACUUCAGGUUUUAAUUCAGGGCUUGCAUGGGAGAUUGCUCUCACUAAUGAAGCACUCGUAUUGAUUCGAGAGUUCCAUACAUUUUGCUUAAAACCAGGAGUCCAUCGUCUUGUUGGAUCUAGAACAUUCUGUCCACAAAGAUUGACUAUUGCUGUUGUUGGUUCCUUAAUUCCAUGUUUUUCUACUUCAUGCCAUGUUACUCUACCCAAUCCAGGCAUACGACUUAUUAUUGUAACAGUAUAUCCACUAUCUUUAAGUAGAUUCGACAGUCUUGUGCCUAUAAAUCCAG
Chironomus riparius is the source of this 2792-nucleotide messenger RNA. NCBI's taxonomy places the organism in Eukaryota, Metazoa, Arthropoda, Insecta, Diptera, Chironomidae. The record is from the annotation of a GenBank genome assembly.